Acanthosepion pharaonis is the source of this 3840-nucleotide messenger RNA. The record is from the annotation of a GenBank genome assembly. Lineage: Eukaryota; Metazoa; Mollusca; Cephalopoda; Sepiida; Sepiidae.
AUGUAUGUCUGUCUCUCUCUCUCAUUCUGUUCAUGUAUGUCUGUCUCUCUCUCUCAUUCUGUUCAUGUAUGUCUGUCUCUCUCUCUCAUUCUGUUCAUGUAUGUCUGUCUCUCUCUCUCUCUGUCAUUCUGUUCAUGUAUGUCUGUCUCUCUCUCUGUCAUUCUGUUCAUGUAUGUCUGUCUCUCUCUCUCUCUGUCAUUCUGUUCAUGUAUGUCUGUCUCUCUCUCUCUGUCAUUCUGUUCAUGUAUGUCUGUCUCUCUCUCUCUCAUUCUGUUCAUGUAUGUCUGUCUCUCUCUCUCUCUCAAUCUGUUCAUGUAUGUCUGUCUCUCUCUCUCUCUCUUCAUUCUGUUCAUGUAUCUCUCUCAUUCUGUUCAUGUAUGUCUGUCUCUCUCUCUCUCUCUCAUUCUGUUCAUGUAUGUCUGUCUCUCUCUCUCUCUCUCAUUCUGUUCAUGUAUGUCUGUCUCUCUCUCUCUCUCUCAUUCUGUUCUUGUCUAUCUCUCUCUCUCUCAUUCUGUUCUUGUAUGUCUGUCUCUCUCUCUCUCUCUCUCUCAUUCUGUUCAUGUAUGUCUGUCUCUCUCUCUCUCUCUCUCAUUCUGUUCAUGUAUGUCUGUCUCUCUCUCUUCAUUCUGUUCAUGUAUGUCUGUCUCUCUCUCUCAUUCUGUUCAUGUAUGUCUGUCUCUCUCUCAUUCUGUUCAUGUAUGUCUGUCUCUCUCUCUCAUUCUGUUCAUGUAUGUCUGUCUCUCUCUCAUUCUGUUCAUGUAUGUCUGUCUCUCUCUCUCUCAUUCUGUUCAUAUCUGUCUCUCUCUCUCAUUCUGUUCAUGUAUGUCUGUCUCUCUCUCUCAUUCUGUUCAUGUAUGUCUGUCUCUCUCUCUCAUUCUGUUCAUGUAUGUCUGUCUGUCUCUCUCUCUCUCUCUCAUUCUGUUCAUGUAUGUCUGUCUGUCUCUCUCUCUCUCUCAUUCUGUUCAUCUCUCUCUCAUUCUGUUCAUGUAUGUCUCUCUCUCUCUCUCUCUCAUUCUGUUCAUUCUGUUCAUGUAUGUCUGUCUCUCUCUCUCUCUCAUUCUGUUCAUGUAUGUCUGUCUCUCUCUCUCAUUCUGUUCAUGUAUGUCUCUCUCUCUCUCUCUCAUUCUGUUCAUGUAUGUCUGUCUCUCUCUCUCUCUCUCUCAUUCUGUUCAUGUAUCUGUCUCUCUCUCUCUCUCUCAUUCUGUUCAUGUAUGUCUGUCUCUCUCUCUCAUUCUGUUAUGUCUGUCUCUCUCUCUCUCUCUCAUUCUGUUCAUGUAUGUCUGUCUCUCUCUCUCUCUCAUUCUGUUCAUGUAUGUCUGUCUCUCUCUCUCUCUCUCAUUCUGUUCAUGUAUGUCUGUCUCUCUCUCUCUCUCAUUCUGUUCAUGUAUGUCUCUCUCUCUCUCUCUUCUGUUCAUGUAUGUCUGUCUCUCUCAUUCUGUUCUCUCUCUCUCAUUCUGUUCCUGUCUGUCUGUCUCUCUCAUUCUGUUCAUGUAUGUCUGUCUCUCUCAUUCUGUUCCUGUCUGUCUGUCUCUCUCAUUCUGUUCCUGUCUGUCUGUCUCUCUCAUUCUGUUCCUGUCUGUCUGUCUCUCUCAUUCUGUUCCUGUCUGUCUGUCUCUCUCUCUCUCCUUCUAUUCCUGUCUGUCUGUCUCUCUCUCUCUCCUUCUAUUCCUGUCUGUCUGUCUCUCCUCCUUCUAUUCCUGUCUGUCUGUCUCUCUCUCUCUCUCCUUCAUUCCUGUCUGUCUGUCUCUCUCUCUCUCCUUCUAUUCCUGUCUGUCUAUCUCUCUCUCUCUCUCCUUCUGUUCCUGUCUGUCUGUCUGUCUCUCUCUCUCUCCUUCUGUUUCCUGUCUGUCUGUCUCUCUCUCUCUCCUUCUGUUCCUGUCUGUCUGUCUCAUUCUGUUCAUGUCUAUGUCUGUUUCUCUGUCUGUCUCUUCUGUUCAUGUAUGUCUCUCUUCUCUCUCUCUCCUUCUGUUCCUGUCUGUCUGUCUCUCUCUCUCUCUCUCCUUCUGUUCCUGUCUGUCUGUCUCUCUCUCUCUCUCUCCUUCUGUUCCUGUCUGUCUGUCUCAUUCUGUUCAUGUAUGUCUAUCUCUCUCUCUCUCUCUCUCUCCUUCUGUUUCCUGUCUGUCUCUCAUUCUCUCUCUCUCUCUCUCCUUCUGUUCCUGUCUGUCUGUCUCAUUCUGUUCAUGUAUCUCUCUCUCUCUCUCUCUCUCUCUCCUUCUGUUCUGUCUGUCUGUCUCAUUCUGUUCAUUUCUCUCUCUCUCUCCUUCUGUUCCUGUCUGUCUGUUUCAUUCUGUUCAUGUAUGUCUAUCUCUCUCUCUCUCUCUCUCUCUCUCCUUCUGUUCCUGUCUGUCUGUCUCAUUCUGUUCAUGUAUGUCUAUCUCUCUCUCUCUCUCUCUCUCUCCUUCUGUUCCUGUCUGUCUGUCUCAUUCUGUUCAUGUAUUCAUCUCUCUCUCUCUCUCUCUCUCCUUCUGUUCCUGUCUGUCUGUCUCAUUCUGUUCAUGUAUGUCUCUCUCUCUCUCUCUCUCUCUCCUUCUGUUCCUGUCUGUCUGUCUCAUUCUGUUCAUGUAUGUCUAUCUCUCUCUCUCUCUCCUUCUGUUCCUGUCUGUCUGUCUCAUUCUGUUCUCAUUCUCCUUCUGUUCCUUCUGUCUGUCUCAUUCUAAUCUCUCUCUCUCUCUCCUUCUGUUCCUGUCUGUCUGUCUCAUUCUGUUCUCUUUCCUUCUGUUUCCUGUCUGUCUGUCUCAUUCUGUUCUAUGUCUCUCAUCAUUCUGUUAUAUCUCUCUCUCUCUCUCUCUGUCUGUCUUCUGUUCCUGUCUGUCUGUCUCAUUCUGUUCAUGUAUGUCUAUCUCUCUCUCUCUCUCCUUCUGUUCCUGUCUGUCUGUCUCAUUCUGUUCAUGUAUGUCUAUCUCUCUCUCUCUCUCUCCUUCUGUUCCUGUCUUACUUGGAUCUCUCAAUCUAGAUUUUCUUUCUUUGUUUUUUCUUUCCUUUCUUUUUUCUUUCCUUUCUUUUUUCUUUCCUUUCUUUUUUCUUUCCUUUCUUUUUUUUUUUUUUCUUUUUUCUUUUUUUCUUUUUCUUUUUUCUUUUUUCUUUUUUUUUUUUCUUUCCUUUCUUUUUUCUUUCUUUCUUUUUUCUUUCUUUUCUUUUUUCUUUCUUUUCUUUCUUUGUUUUUUCUUUCUCUUUCUUUUUUUCUUUCUCUUUCUUUUUUUCUUUCUCUUUCUUUUUUUCUUUCUCUUUCUUUUUUUCUUUCUCUUUCUUUUUUUCUUUCUCUUUCUUUUUUUCUUUCUCUUUCUUUUUUUCUUUCUCUUUGUUCAUUCAUUCUUUCUUUUAUCCAAUCUAUAUCCUUUCUUUGUUUUAUUCACCCAGUCUGUAUGCUUCUUUCUUCCCUCUAUUUAUUGUCUUCUUUCUUUCCUUCUAUUUGUCUUCUUUCCUUCCUUUUAUUUGUCUUCUUUCUUACUUCUAGUUAUUGUCUUUCUUUUCUUCAUUUAUUUCUCUUUUCUUUCUUUUCUUCAUUUAUUUCUCUUUUCUUUCUUUUCUUCAUUUAUUUCUCUUUUCUUUCUUUUCUUCAUUUAUUUCUCUUUUCUUUCUUUUCUUCAUUUAUUUCUCUUUUCUUUCUUUUCUUCAUUUAUUUCUCUUUUCUUUCUUUUCUUCAUUUAUUUCUCUUUUCUUUCUUUUCCCUUCUGUUUGUUGUCUUCUUUUUCUUUCUUCUUUCUAUUUGUUUUCUUUCUUUCAUUCUUUCUUCCUUUCUACGUAUUGUCAUUUUCUUUAUUUGUGUCUUUUAUUUAUUGUCUUCUUUCUUUCUUUUUUCCUUCUAUUGUUUUCUUUCUUUCUUCUAUUAUUAUUAUAUAG